CCCAUUCCCGUUUCUCCGUUCCGUUCCGUUCCGUUCCGUCCACAUCAAACUCACUCACGCCCGACAAAUAUUACACUUACCUGAAAAGUUUUAUCAAAAUUAAAACAGAAAAUAACCCCCUCAAAAUCAAAAUCAACAAUUCCAAUGUUGAAACAAACAAACGUUACGCAAUAGCGCAUCCCCAUUGCCGUCCUUCACUUCCCUAAUCACUCUCGUAACAUCACGCGCCAUUCCCGGCGACUUCACCGAGUAAAAAUUAUAUCCUUAUGUCAUCAUCUCCGUACCCUCACUCUCCCCUACUCAUGCGCUUCACGCGCUUUCCCACUCGCCAACCGGCGAUUCCCCCUUUUUAUUAUCCCCCUUUCCCCCUUCUCUUUCUCAAAUCACCCUUUCUUCUUCCUAUUCUUCUCUUCUUAAUAAUCAAUGGGUGAAAUUACUGAAUCAUCCACACAGAUAACGGCGCCGUUUAGGCCGUUACCUUUCCGUGAGGAUUGUUGGAGUGAAGAUGCUACAUGGACUCUUGUUGAUGCUUGGGGACGGCGAUAUCUGGAAUUGAACCGUGGAAAUCUCCGUCAAAAGGAUUGGCAAGAUGUGGCAAACUCCGUUAAUGCCCUUCAUGGACAUACGAAGAAAACUCAUCGAACCGAUGUGCAGUGUAAGAAUCGGAUUGAUACGUUGAAAAAGAAGUAUAAAGCUGAAAAGGCGAAAAUCGUUGAAUCUAACGGAACCCUAACUUCAUCCUGGCCUUUCUUCCAACGGCUUGAUAUGUUAAUCGGUAACUCCGAUAAGAAAGUUACGUCCGUAACGGUUUCAACACCGCCGUUACCUAUGGGAGUGCCGUUGCCUUACCGCCGACCGAUGACAGCCAAUGCGGUGGUGACACCUGUUAUUUUGCCGCAGAAACGGCAGUUACCUGCGUUUGAUGAGUCGUAUUUUAGGAGGAAUUAUUCGGCGGUGGCGGCUGCAGCAGCGGCAGGUGGGGAAGAGGAGUAUGAUGAUGAUGAUGAUGACGUGGAGGAGGAUGAUGAUGUGGAGGUGGUUGAGGAGGAUAGUGGGAUAAGGAAGCUAGCGAAGGCGAUAGAGAGAUUUGGAGAGAUAUAUGAGAGAGUUGAAGGGAUGAAACAGAGACAAAUGGUGGAGUUGGAGAAGCAAAGGAUGCAAUUUGCUAAGGAUUUGGAAGUACAAAGGAUGCAGUUGUUUAUGGAUACACAAGUCCAGCUUGAAAAGAUUAAGCAUACUAAGCGGUCGGGGUCUGAUGAUGUCUAUAGCUAGCUCUGUGGCAAAAGAGCAAUUAAAAGAACCAGGAUUGCGAGAUUAUGGAGUAUCAUGGGGCAAUCCUGUCAGUGACUCCUUUAGCUUAUCUCCAAACUCAUGUCUAAUGAUGACCCUAUUUUAACUGAUUGAGACUUUUUUCAGCUGGAAUAGUUGGUACUUGUAGUUAAUUUUCCGUUUAUUUUAGCGGAUUUAAAAUAUAGCGUCAGCCCCUGUGUAGAAAAUUUUCUUUAUUGAAAUCAAGGGUUAUCUUUUUAGCA
Messenger RNA from Lycium ferocissimum, 1532 nucleotides. RefSeq names its product trihelix transcription factor ENAP1-like. Lineage: Eukaryota; Viridiplantae; Streptophyta; Magnoliopsida; Solanales; Solanaceae. The transcript is spliced from 2 exons. Bases 424 to 1272 code for a protein of 282 amino acids. Gene Ontology annotation, cellular component: nucleus. Gene Ontology annotation, molecular function: transcription cis-regulatory region binding. The record is from RefSeq and is a predicted model, not a curated record.